UGUCGUGCAGUCUGGCUGGCGGUCAGCUGACAGAUCCGUGUCGCCUGUGAUGUUUACCUUCGUUGUUUAGCGCGUUUACCUGCGUUUUUGUUUUUGUUUUUGAAUGAAUGCAGCGCUAUGCUUCGCCACGGAGAACCAUGGUAGUCGUGAACUCGGUGCUCAAGCUCGUACAGCGGCAGACGUACACCUGUCUGUCCCAUCGCUACGGGCUCUACCUCUGCUUUGGGGGGAUAGUCCUCAUGAUAGUUUCCGCCUUUCAGUUCGGAGAGGUGGUGGUAGAGUGGAGUCGAGACCAGUAUCAUGUGCUGUUUGACUCCUACAGAGACAAUGUGGGUGGAAAGUCCUUCCAAAGCAGGCUCUGUCUGCCCAUGCCUAUUGAUGUGGUGUACACAUGGGUGAAUGGCACAGACACGGCUCUGCUGAAGGAACUGAAGGCGGUUAAAGAGCAACUGGAGGAGGAACAGAGAGCUCUGAGGGAACGCCUGGGGAAAAAUGCAAGUGAGACCACGGAAGUGCCAAAAGACAGUCUUAAGCCAGAAUGCCUGCUGUCCCACUGCAUUAUAGCACCCAUGCUGGCCCUGGACCCCGCUCUGCCAGCCAACGUUACACUCAAAGAGCUGCCCCUGCUCUCGCCCUCCUUCUCUGCUGCCAAAGAGCUGCUGCUGAUGAACAAGCCCUUCCACCCGUCCACCGCCGUCUCUGUGGUCGUCUUCCAUUCGCAGGCCGACGCUGAUAAAGCCUAUACAGAUGUGUCUAGAGAAGAUCAGAAGUUCUCUGUGUCCAGAUGUUACCUGACGACAGAUAAAGAGGCUCCAGGCCUGAUCCGCAUGCAGGCUCUGGCCUAUCUGAGCGGCUUCCCGGCAUCCUUCAAGGAGACGGAGCAGCUGAGAGUGAAGAUGCCCUCCGUCAUAACCAACAAGAUCAAGCAGUUUGAGUUGUACUCUGAGGCAAGCAUCGCCCUGCUCCACCUGAAAACCCCGCAGGACUUCUCUGAUCUGACGCAGCAGGCUAAAAAGAACCUGACCCUGGAUGGGAAAGAGCUAACCAUCAGCCCCGGCUACUUGUUCUGGGACCUCACCGCCAUCUCACAGUCCAAACAGGAUGAAGAUGUUUCAGCCAGCAGAUUCGAGGACAACGAGGAGCUCCGCUAUUCGCUGCGCUCAGUGGAGAGACACGCUCCCUGGGUGCGACACAUCUUCGUCGUCACUAAUGGGCAGAUUCCCUCCUGGCUCAACCUAGAUAACCCCAGAGUUACUGUUGUCACACAUCAGGACAUCUUCCUGAACCACAGCCACCUUCCCACCUUCAGCUCCCCGGCUAUAGAGACCCACAUCCACCGCAUCCCAGGUCUCUCCCAGAAGUUCAUUUACCUAAAUGAUGACGUGAUGUUUGGCAAGGACGUCUGGCCGGACGACUUCUACAGCCACUCGAAAGGACAGAAGGUGUAUCUCACCUGGCCUGUUCCCAACUGUGCUGAGGGCUGCCCAGGAUCCUGGAUCAAAGAUGGGUACUGUGACAAAGCUUGCAACAACUCUGCGUGUGACUGGGAUGGAGGAGACUGCCUGGGUGCAGCCGGGAACAGUCGUUUUGCUGCAGGGGUUGGUGUUGGCCGGCACGGAGGAGCCGGUGGACAGGUGUGGCAGUUUGCAGGUGGUAUGGCAGGUCUUGGGGGGACGACCUACUGUAAUCAAGGCUGUGCCAACUCCUGGUUGGCAGACAAGUUCUGCGACCAAGCCUGCAAUGUACUUUCGUGUGGCUUUGAUGUGGGCGACUGUGGCCAAGAGCACUUUGGCGAGCUACACCGUGUGACCCUGCUCAGGAACGAGAGCCUCUACACCCUCCCCCUGGGGGAGGUCAGGCCAUAUUUCAGCUUCAAAAGACUUGCUCGCAGAGUCUCCGAGGCCCACGUCAGCGACGACCCGGUGGUUCGUCACACCUCCGUUGCCAACAAAUGGAAGACCAUUCACUUGCUUCUUUAUCCCGGCCACAACGCCACCCAGAUCCAGUACAACCUCACUUUCCAAAGAGAAGACGACACGGAGUUCACAAUGAGCUUCAGCGUAGCCGUCGACACCCGUGAGGUUCCUCAGGCUAACGUGUCCAGGACUGCAAGCAAAGACACCGGCAAAGAGCCAAAGCCGACCCCGACUCCCGAGCCAGUGUUCCCUUUCUCAGAUGUUCCUGAAGACAAACGUGGUCCUAAGAUCCAGAAGAGGCAGCCUGGUGAACCUCAGGUUGUCAUAGAGGUUCCUUCGCUGAAUGUGUCACUCUUACCAGCCGCUGUACGCAGUGAGCUGCAGAAGCUGGAGGAGAAGCUUCUGACUGGCGACAUUACUUUGAAGGGUUAUAAUCUCACAAAGGCCGAACUUCUCAAACCUUACAGCGCACUGGCUAAAAAGCAGCAGGUCAUCCCUUUACAGGCAGCUAAUGAGGGUGCAGCCAAGGUCCAGGGGAAGCCCUAUAAAGACUUGGAGGGAGAGCACCCAGAGUUAAAACCACCCAUGGCAGAGAAAGGUGGAAAUAUGAUUCAGAAAAAUCAAAACUCAAAAGAAGAAAUGUCCAGGAAAGAUGCGGCUGUGCAAGAAACACCGGUCACUCCUCUCAUCCCAGUCCAUAUUGAUGAUAAGCAUAAGAAAGAAUUUGAAACACCUGGACCUUAUCCUCUGAAUACUGCCAUUGAGAGGCCUAUGACUUCCAAACUGCUAAACAGCAUUUCCAAAUUCAGAAGCACUGAGAGUCAGGCAGAGCCGGCCAACGCUGCAGGAGGAGCUCCAGUUGGGAGGAGACUCCAACACUUCACCUCUUCAGACAGAGGUUUUCUGCCAUGGGAGAGGAGGAAGUACUUUCAGGAACUGCUUGAGGAAGAGGAACGUCUCCAGAAAGAGCUGAAGUAUGAGACCGAUGGUGGCGCCACCGGCCGAAGGCUGCGGGACACUUUUGCUGACUCCCUUCGCUACGUCAACAAGCUGCUCAACAGUCAGUUUGGCUUCACAUCCCGCAAAGUCCCCGCACAUAUGCCUCACAUGAUUGACCGACUCAUCAUGCAGGAGCUGCAGGACACAUUCCCAGAGGAGUUUGACACGACGUCAGCCCACCGUGUACGUCACUCAGAAGACAUGCAGUUUGCCUUUUCGUAUUUCUACUUCCUGAUGAGCGCUCAGCAGCAGCUCAACGUCUCUGAGGUGUUUGAUGAGAUCGACACCGACCAUUCGGGCGUUCUUUCGGACCGAGAGAUUCGAACUCUCGCCACAAGGAUCCACGAGCUGCCCCUCAGCCUUCAGGAUCUGACAGGCCUGGAGCAGAUGUUGAUAAACUGCUCCAAGACUCUCCCGACUAACCUGACCCAGCUCCACUUGGUGAACCCCACUCAGGAGACCUACUAUGACCCCAGCAUGCCUCCUGUUACAAAAGGCCUUGUCCUCCACUGCAAGCCAAUCACAGAGCGCAUCCUCAAAGCCUUCAAAGACCAGAAUAAGUACAAGUUCGAGAUCAUGGGAGAGGAGGACAUAGCUUUCAAGAUGGUGCGAACCAACGUGUCGCAUGUGGUCGGCCAGUUAGAUGACAUUAGGAAGAAUCCGAGGAAGUUCAUCUGUCUGAAUGAUAACAUCGACCACAGCCACAAGGACGCUCCCACAGUGAAAGCUGUGCUCAGAGACUUCUAUGAGUCCAUGUUCCCGCUUCCGUCCCAGUUUGAGCUGCCCAGAGAGUAUCGCAACAGGUUCCUGCAUAUGGAGGAGCUCCAGGAAUGGCGGGUGUAUCGGGACAAGCUGAAGUUCUGGACGCACUGUGUCCUCGUGACGCUUGUGGUCUUCACCGUCAUGUCCUUCUUUGCCGAACAGCUGAUUCUGCUGAAGCGAAAGCUGUUCCCCAGACGCAGAGUGAACAGGGACGGCAACCCUGAGCGGGUGUGAUAGAGGACGACUUCCCUCUCUUCUCCUUUCUGCACUUCAACCUCCGCCCCUCCUCUCCUGCUCAGUAGAGGGUAACAGGACAGGAACUAGACCAGGGGACUGGGAGGAAACAGGCAUCUAAAGGUCCUCGGCGUUUGUGUUGCAUCAGCACGGACCGAUAAUAGAGACUUGUGAGAUGGCGAUGAAACAUUUUUCAGAAGAUGAUGGAUGGGGCUGGCCGGUGAAGGGAAUAACAGCCAGAAAGAAGAAGGCCGUACAUCCUCUUUUCCUCCACUGGAGGCAUCCGAGACUUUCAGACAACACACUAGCAAACAUCAAACACUCCCUACACACUGUACCACCCUUCUCAUGUCCUGUCCUCCCUGUGUCAUUGAUUGAUGUGGUGUUAAAGUGUGAAACACUUGAUAGCAGCAGGUCAGGACUCAUUGUCUGUUUCAUAUAUACAUGUGUGUGUGUGUGUGCGUAUGUGUGUUGUGUGCGUGUGCGUAUGUGUGUGUUUUACCAUAAAAUUCACAAACUGUUGUGUUUCGAGCUGAAAUGAGUAGUCAAUCGAUUGACAGAAAAAUAAUCUGCAGCUAUCUCGAAAAUUGAUUAAUCGUUUACACUUUUCAGGUAAAAAUGCCAAACAUUUGCUGGUACUUCUUAAAUGCUUAAAUGCUAGUAUUUUCCCGCUUUUCUCUGUUAUAGCAUCAUAACUUGAGUGUCUUUAGGUUACAGACAGUUGGUCGAAAAAAAACAAGACAUUUGGAGAUGUCACCUUGGGCAUUUUUCACAAUUUUAUAGACAAAAUGAUUAAUUGAAAAAAUAGUCAGCAGAUGAAAAAAAAAAACUGUUAAAAAAAACUCACAACCCUGGUUGUGUUUGGUUUUUACCCCUAUGGCUUCAUUUUAAAGUAAUGGAGCAAAAAGUAGGAUGAAUAGGAAUAAUUCAUUUAAGUGUUGGCUGCUGUCUUCGUCCAUUGUCUUUAAAAAAACAUGAAAACUUGAAGUGCCUUCAUUGUUCAUUCCUGCUUGUUUGAACACUUUUUGUUUUGUUUUUUUUAAAAAUGUCUUCUUAAAAAUGUUGGCCCAUGCACAUCACACCCUAACCUCGUGAUUUACAAUGAGAAUGAAUAGGACGUAGAUGAAAACGAUUAUCAUUCUUACCGCGGUACAAAUGAACUUGAUUGUCGGAGCUACAUGUAAGUGAUACUACAGCUUUCAUGGCCACCUGUAUGUGUGUCCCCGUGGGACUCGACAGGAUCGCUGCUGUCUGAAAUUCAGACCCCCUCAGCAUGUUCUAUAACUUAUUUUGAUUGUAAUGUUGUGACAGUGAGCCAAGUGGCUGAUGCAUCUGAUUUGACUGUCACCGCCUCAUAAAAUGCCUGUCACCUGUUCAAGCUAUUUUCCUCCGAAUAUCAGUUUUACAAAGUUCUUUAUUAUAAUUUCAAACUGACACGGGACUGACGCCUAGAUGCCGUCGGCAUUCUGCUGCGGCCUCAAAGUCACAUGACGUUCAGCGUGAUGUCAACCGGAGAGGUAGGCGAGACGACGUGUAACAUUUUUGGAAAUGGGAUUUCCUCAGACUACAUAGGCUCAUGGGUUCCUCUGACGGAAAUAAAUGUGAUUUGGUUCAGUCAUCUUGGUUUCGUUUUUGUCAUGUAUGUGUGAUGUGUCGAUGUAGCAUAGUACAUAGUUAUACUGUAGUAUGUACUAAUAUAGCACUCACAGGGGCCAUUCUUGUGCAGAACAAGUACUUUUACUUUUGAUAUUUUAUGUAGAUUUUGCUGGUUCUUCUGUUCUUUUACUUAUGCAAAAUACUGAGUGCAGAAC
Messenger RNA from Xiphias gladius (swordfish), 5722 nucleotides. RefSeq names its product N-acetylglucosamine-1-phosphate transferase subunits alpha and beta (gene gnptab). Gene Ontology annotation, biological process: N-glycan processing to lysosome; carbohydrate phosphorylation. The transcript is spliced from 21 exons. The record is from RefSeq and is a predicted model, not a curated record. Gene Ontology annotation, molecular function: UDP-N-acetylglucosamine-lysosomal-enzyme N-acetylglucosaminephosphotransferase activity; calcium ion binding. Bases 108 to 3911 code for a protein of 1267 amino acids. NCBI's taxonomy places the organism in Eukaryota, Metazoa, Chordata, Actinopteri, Istiophoriformes, Xiphiidae. Gene Ontology annotation, cellular component: Golgi apparatus.